Molecule: messenger RNA, 1869 nt
Organism: Exophiala bonariae
Lineage: Eukaryota; Fungi; Ascomycota; Eurotiomycetes; Chaetothyriales; Herpotrichiellaceae
Exons: 3
Coding region: 1-1869 (622 amino acids)
Source: RefSeq, a predicted model, not a curated record
AUGGUCUGGAUUUUAUUAGCAUUGACUCUCUGUGUGGUCGGGUAUGUUACCGGAGAGGACUGUCCUCCAGGCUAUGCUCGCCACACCGGGACCAUUGAGAAAAACAAGAGCAUCCAGUGGAAAAAAUGUCCCGUCAAAGAGGAACCAGCCCUUGAGUGUGGAGAACUGUAUCCUUACACUCCGUCUCUCGUUCGGGUGCCGGCGAACAGCACUGUUGCUAAUGCAAAGUCAAUUGUGACCAAUCCUGGCGGUCCAGGGGGAAGUGGAGUGAACGACACAAUCAACGGAGCGACCUGGUACCAAGAACGAAGUGGUGGCUUGUAUAAUAUUAUCUCCUUCGACCCUCGUGGUGUGGGACUUACGAUACCCUAUGGGUGUCCCAACACUGAGUCGGAUUCGGGUCUGAAUUUCGAGCUCAGUCUCACGUACAACAAUGCCAAGGGAUUGCAAGACGCCUAUACAUAUCUCACAAAACAGGGCUUGAGAUGUGGAGAAUCAGACUAUAAAGUGGACGGCCAGCUUAUCGGUACAGCGUUUGUGGCCCGUGAUAUCAAUGCUAUUUUCGAGGCAUUGAACGAAGAUGGCCUCAUAAGAUAUUGGGGAAGCUCGUAUGGUACCUUACUCGGCGAUACCCUAGCAGCAAUGUUCCCAGAGAAGAUCGACCGUAUGGUUCUUGAUGGCAAUAUCAACCCUGCAGACUAUUAUCAUGGUACAUACGAAGAGACUGUUCACGAUACCGAUGCCUGUCUGCUCAACUUUUUUGAGGCUUGCGCAGAAGCUGGCCAGCCGUUCUGUGCGUUGGCAAAAAAAGGAUAUUCUGGCCAGGAGUUGCAAGAAAUGUUCUACAACUGGUUUGACAAUGUGAAGAACAGUACCUACACCGUGGAAGGUCCAGAUGGUUCGGCCAUCAGCUACCCUCAACUUCUGAACCAAAUGCUGAAUGCACUCUAUGACCCGAGCAAGUGGAUAUCCACAGCCAACGAUUUUGCUUCGUACGUAGAAAACAAGACUUUUUCGAUGUCUCUUGACCAUGAGAAAAGGGACUUCGACCCUAUGGUCGCCGUGGAACUCGGGAUAGAGAAUUUGACGCCAAAUUUACUGUGGGGGGUUACUUGCGGGGAUUGGGACGACAUCCCCGGAACACUUCAGGACUAUCAGCGAUGGCUUGAGAUGUACGAAAGCCUAAGCAGGUUUGGUGGCGAUCGUAUGAUCGAGUACCUCUUUCGCUGCUCUAAGUGGGAGGUCAAUGCGAAGGAGCAGUAUGAUGGUCCAUUUACCAACAUCAAAACUCGAUCACCGAUCCUCUAUGUCAAUGGGCACUUCGACCCUGUCACUCCGUUGAUAUCGGCGCAGAAUGCCAGCUCCGGGUUCGUCAACAGCCGAGUCCUUCAACACACCAGUACAGGCCACUGUUCCGACAGGCAGCUUUCCAAGUGCCUGGACGAGAAAGUCUCGGCAUACUGGAUCAGCGGGACACUGCCAGAUGCGGAUGAAAUCUGCCAUCCAGACCAUUCCGUGGCUGAAGAUGCAUUCAUACUCCCUGCCGCCAGUUCGCGGCUCAAGCGCGGUACAAACUUCGAUUACCCAGUCGCAUUCUACUCUCCUGUGGCCAGCAGUACCCAACCACAGGCGCCUUCCCGGGUUCUGACUAAACGGACAAGCACCGAAAGCGAACUUAUACUCAUUCCAGCCACGUGUACGGCUGAACCAGGCACCGGCAGUACCAGUUCAGGCAGUGGGAGCCAUAGCGGCAGCGAGAUAUUGUCCGAGGCAGAUGUCCAAAGGGGUCUCAGUGAUCUGAAGGACAUCUGUAAUGGCUAUACCGGUGACAAGUGGUUCUUCCAGUUGCUGUGUGCUAAAUUCGGUUAG